UCGAGUUGCAUUGCAUUGCUGCGCAGAAGCACGCAGUGCCAAUCCACGCGAAGCUUCUUGCGUUCAUGAAAUGCAUAAAACGCGGCAGAAUUAGUCCUUUAUAUGUCACUACACACUGUAGCGUCCUGGGAAAAAGGUUCGGAUAAGCACGUGUUGUGUUGUGUGAUAAGUAUCCCUCUAGCAUGAAUGUAAAUUGUCACUGUUUAUUCACUAGAGCGUUAACAGUUCACACGACUGAAGCUUGUCAUACUGUUUUAAAAUCGUUCCCGGUUUGAAUAACCACAACAAAAGUGUCUCAACAGUGUUUCUUAUUUAGUGCGUUUAUACGCUUAUUUUUAAGCAUGCAUUUAUUAAACGUCUCUGCUAACACAUUUUAUUCAUCGCACCGUAAAGUCUCAUCGUGUGUGAUUGCAUUGUUUAUGUGUUGUCGAUAACACAUCGUCCCAGCACUGUGUCUUUAGCGAAAUUAGUGACAGUUUGUGCCUGAAAAGUAGCAUGUCACUAUGGUGCACUACACUAUAUUGCUUUCUGUGCGUGUGUGAAUGUUUUAUCACUCAUUGGAUUAGGCCACAAGAAGAGGCUGAAGACGUUGGUUCCUCUCCCGUCGGCUGCUACACAUCGUCAACAAACGUGUCUGCAAGCAUAUCUGACAGACGUCCACUCGACAGCUCGUCACCUCCCCUGGCGCCUUCCACCUCACCGUAGUCCGACUGCAGGCUCGACAGUGAAAUGGCUUCAGUGUCUGAGCACAGUGGACUGUGCCACGCGGGAGAAGGCGCUGCAGUGUGGCGUACGAGCAUUGACGACUUGCCUGAGGAGAUACUGAUAAAGAUCUUCUCUCACUUGUCUUUCACUGAGCUAGUGGACGUGGUAUGGAAAGUGUGCCGUCGUUGGAGAAAGCUGUCGCGAGAUUUGAGGUUGUGGGCUGACAAGGAAUACCAUGUCGGGGUCUCGAGGCACUGCAACUCGGAGAACUGUAAGAGCGGCAGGACCGAGCGGGAGGCGAUGCGUAUCUUCCGCAGUGCCCGAAACCUGCGUAAAGUACACAUGUGGUGCGCCGUCAGCCCCCACGUCAUCGACGUGCUCUGCGACAAAUGCCGGAGACUCUCAGAUCUCCGCCUGCACGCCGCCCAGAAGCUCGGCUAUUCGACGGUGAAGAACUCGGUCAAGCAGUGCUCCGGGAUACACGUGCUGACGGCACCCGAUGAGCUACUGAAGACCGAGAAAUUUUCAGAGGCGGUGUCGCGUCUGCAGCACCUCCGUGUGCUGUGUCUGCAAGAGAGAUACGUGGGGACGACUUGCGUCCUGCGUCCUUGUGUGCUGAGACCUUUGGGUGACGGGUGCCCCCGACUGGUCGAGAUUGACUUCGGACGUAUGUCUGUCGAUACGGAUGAUCUGAAGUACUUUCUGAAUGCCAAGAAGAACACCCUAAAGUGCUUACGAAUAAAGUGGUCGGUGGGUGGAACGAGGCACGUCAUACCGUUGCUGCCGGUAUAUGCCGACAGCUUGGAACGUCUGGAACUUUAUGAGUACGACAUAGUCCGCAACUCGGCCAGAGAGGCGUUCACUACCGUCGGAAGCUUGAAGCACUUGCGGGAACUCAGGAUGUCCGUCCCCGAUCGAAUACCGCCCGGAACAGCUGCUCUGGCUUUUACGAAUGGAGGACUGCCACAACUGAAAGUGCUGGAUCUACCACACGGAUACGGUGUGGAAGAUAACACAGUAAUUGCCAUCAGCCACGGAUGUCCCGGUUUGCGGCAGCUCUCCGUCACUCACGCUACGAAGCUGUCGCCUGCUGCCUUCUCGGAGAUCGACCGUCUAGAACAUCUUGAAAUACGAAUGGAAAAACUGGUAGAAGCGGACCUUGGGGAAGAUCAGUUUGGAUUCCGUAGAAAUGUUGGAACACAUGACGCAAUACUGACCCUACGACUUAUCUUAGAAGAAAUAUUAAGACUAGAUGUGACAGGUUGUAGCAGACUCGGCGGAGGCCUAUUCCCCUGCCUCGUCGGGCUACCGCGACUUCACACGUUGCGAAUGGGUACCAUGUAUUUCGGUACCACGUAUUUUACAGAGUUGCAGCCAGGUGUGAGCAGCAUCCUCAAAUUGUCAGGUUUGCGCUGUCUGACAUUCGAUUAUUCGGAUGUUACUGGAGUGCCUUUUGAUAAGUUUCCGGAGAAUCUCAUCAGUCUCAGGGAGCUGAGUGUCGAAGGGUGCCCAGGUGACCCCAGAGCCACAGACGGGCUGACCGAGCAGAUGCCCAAUCUCGUAAUCCGCGGCACGGUCCACGCUGAGCUACAGCCUUUCUACUUCGAGGCACUCGAGGACGUAGGGCCCGGCGAAGCAGACGAAGCGGUGGACGACCGUUCGGAGAGUGACGAAGACGGCGACAGUGAUAGUAGCGUCGGCGGCAGUGACAGUGAGAGAGGUUGAGAGCACUAUAUCUGUAUGUAUAAAAAUAAUGUGAAAUUUAUAGGAAAGUACAAUUCUCAGUACUUGUCAACAUAAGCGGAAACUGUUUUGAAGGAAUAUAACAAAUAAUUUUAGAAAUGUGUAGAAGAAACAGUAAUGUUGUUUGAAUACCUGCUGUAAUAAUCUGCAAUAAUGUUUGAUUCUUGUUGUAACAACAAUGGAUUCACAAUGAAACAAAUUUUUUAAAUGAUAAAAUGGCUACACAGAUCAGCAGUUACUUCUGUAAAAUAUCUGGGAGUGUGCGUACGGAACGAUUUGAAGUGGAAUGAUCAUAUAAAAUUAAUUGUUGGUAAGGCGGGUACCAGGUUGAGAUUCAUUGGGAGAGUGCUUAGAAAAUGUAGUCCAUCAACAAAGGAGGUGGCUUACAAAACACUCGUUCGACCUAUACUUGAGUAUUGCUCAUCAGUGUGGGAUCCGUACCAGGUCGGGUUGACGGAGGAGAUAGAGAAGAUCCAAAGAAGAGCGGCGCGUUUCGUCACCGGGUUAUUUGGUAACCGUGAUAGCGUUACGGAGAUGUUUAAUAAACUCAAGUGGCAGACUCUGCAAGAGAGGCGCUCUGCAUCGCGGUGUAGCUUGCUCGCCAGGUUUCGAGAGGGUGCGUUUCUGGAAGAGGUAUUGAAUAUAUUGCUUCCCCCUACUUAUACCUCCCGAGGAGAUCACGAAUGUAAAAUUAGAGAGAUUAGAGCGCGCACGGAGGCUUUCAGACAGUCGUUCUUCCCGCGAACCAUACGCGACUGGAACAGGAAAGGGAGGUAAUGACAGUGGCACGUAAAGUGCCCUCCGCCACACACCGUUGGGUGGCUUGCGGAGUAUCAAUGUAGACGUAGAUGUAGAUGUAGAUCAGGUAGCAAUUCAUAAAUAGCACUGACAAUGUUUUUUUGCAGUAAGUCGAAUUUAAAAACUUCUUUGUUUUUAUAAACCUGUGAAACAAUAAUAAAUGAGGACUGCUACCUUGUUAUUUUAAGUGUUAAUUAUAUUUAUCAGGAUACUGCUAGAUACCAUUUUUAAAUAUUAAAUUUCAUUUGGAGGAACCACUUUGUGAUUAAAAUACACGACAGACUCUUUUACGAAUGAACCACACAUCACUAGUGUAAUACUGUACAGCAUUUAUUAUUUGUUACACAAACCAGUUUUUGGCUGAUAAGUCACUGUCGGGUAUGAAGAUAAGUAAGUGGUAAAGUGAAAUUGGUUGGAUCAAAGAUUUUAAAGUAGUGCAUCUUUAGAUGCACUACUUUACUACUUUACUACUAGAUGUUUCCAGAGGUGAAAAAAAAUUAAUGUUACAAGAAGGAACAAAUAAAGGAUUAUUUCAGUGUAAA
Schistocerca serialis cubense is the source of this 3788-nucleotide messenger RNA. RefSeq lists its product as uncharacterized. Gene Ontology annotation, molecular function: protein binding. The transcript has 9 exons. Bases 730 to 2430 code for a protein of 566 amino acids. NCBI's taxonomy places the organism in Eukaryota, Metazoa, Arthropoda, Insecta, Orthoptera, Acrididae. The record is from RefSeq and is a predicted model, not a curated record.